Penicillium lagena is the source of this 2055-nucleotide messenger RNA. Its product is annotated as Zn(II)2Cys6 transcription factor. The transcript is spliced from 5 exons. Gene Ontology annotation, biological process: regulation of DNA-templated transcription; DNA-templated transcription. Gene Ontology annotation, molecular function: carboxy-lyase activity; DNA-binding transcription factor activity, RNA polymerase II-specific; DNA binding. NCBI's taxonomy places the organism in Eukaryota, Fungi, Ascomycota, Eurotiomycetes, Eurotiales, Aspergillaceae. Bases 1 to 2055 code for a protein of 684 amino acids. The record is from RefSeq and is a predicted model, not a curated record.
AUGGACAAGGACGCUUUCACUAAGCCGUCCGGCUCUGACCCCGGUAUUGAGCAGUCAAGCUCAUAUCCAUACGAUACAGCCCGCGUGCGGGAACUGCUAAAGAGCAAGCGCCGCCAUCGCGUUGUCAAAUCUUGUUUUCCUUGUCGGCAUCGGAAGGUUCGCUGUGAUGGAGAUGUUCCUUGUUCUAGUUGUGUGCGGGGGGGGCAUGCGGAACUUUGUGGUGCGCCGAGGUCGUCCGAUAUGUUAGGGAAGGGGGGCGGUGGGAUUAAUGAUUUGCCGCGGGCUUUUGAGGGUGAAAUUGGUGGCGAUAGGAAUGAACAUCGACAAAUCGUGAGGUAUGUACCGUACCGUAUCUCUAUAUCACUCUGUCUCUGUUUAUGUCACCUAAUAUGCCCGAGCAGCGUUAGGGCAAAUGAUACUGAGGCUACUGGAUCCGGGGCUCUAUCCGCUUCCAUCUCUGAUACACCAGACGUCAGCUCCAUGAUAAGGCGUCUAGAGAACAUUGAGGAACAAAUAUCUUGUCUCAAAGCGGACCUGCAGCAGACCCAAUCCGGUACUUAUAAAGGCGGACCACAGAUGCCUGAACGAGCCAGCUCGAGUAGGAGGGCAUCCAGACCGGACCCAUCCCCUGGGAAACUAUUCUUCGAAGAUACUACAGGGGCGACCGUCUAUCUAGGAAGCCACUCUGAUCCCCCAGCAACGCUGGGGCUCAACGAUGCCAUUCUGAUAGACCAACUCGCGGCACGUACGUAUCCUUUCACGAAUCUCUGGAGACCUGGGGCUGGUGCAUUAGAGAUUUGUCAGACUCUUCCAGAUGAUGAGAAUAUUAUUCGAUACUGGCAGGCGUAUCAGACCUGUGCAUACCCCUUUUACCCUGUACCCGUGACUUACAAGGAGUUCACUACCUCGUUAUUUUCGUUUCUUGAUCAGCGCGCUACACUCCAAGCUAAUAGUGAUGGUGAUUGGUCUUCACUGGAUGAUAUUGACUCCUCGUGGCUAGCGCUGCUAUUCGCCAUACUCGCUUCUGGGGUGCAACUCUCGAAUGACCCUAUCAAAGAGCGGGAUCUGAAAACAAAAGUCUUUAUCUGUUCCUCCUUCCAAUGUCUCCGCACCUCAAACUUUUUCAUCAACACCGACAUGAAUCAGAUCCAGGCCAUGGCACUAAUUGGACAUUGUUUGGGCAAUAACCUCGACACUAAUAGUGCAUGGAUUUUGAUGGGAUCGGCUCUACGCCUUGCUCAAAGUAUCGGACUACACGACGAAACUGUGUCGGCUGGAUCGUAUAGUCCUACUGACCAGUUACAGCGAAAGCGACUGUGGUGGAUGCUUCUUUUGCAAGACACAUUUCUAUCGUUAACAUACGACCGCCCACGAAACAUAACGAAAUCAAACAGCAGUAUCCCUUCCGACCCGGACACAGUAUCAGGCUACUCAUUCGCCGAAUCAAUGUUCUCCGUGUGCCAGAUCGAACUUGACCGUACCCGCCAAGAAGACAGCGAGAGUGUUGCUGCGGCACUAGCAGCCAAGCGACGUCUGGAGAAAAUAUUCGAAUCCGCAUCCUCUUUUUUAGUGGAAAAACACCGCUGUCACACCCUGCAAGACCAUCUCGAGCGCCUAGCACUGCGUAUCCAUGUCUCUUACGGGGUCUGUCGAUUCUUGCGACUAGCUCUAGAGACUGCCGCUUCCUCCGGUUCUGAUAGCUUAGAACUAGACUCUAACACCCUUACAACGGAAUGUAUCGACCAUGCCGAAGAAGCAGUGGAGGCAUUUCUGGACAUGCACCGCCUCUCGUCUACCGUAUGCCGCCUAUGGGCAUUCGUGCAUAACGCUGUCAGCUGUGCCAUUACAUUGCGAAACAUGGGUGCUGCCACCACUGUUACGGGGGACUUUUAUAGGCCCCGCGCAGAUACUUUAGUCCAACGGCUUAUCUCUGUUCUGCGUCGUGAGGAGCUUCAUUCAGUGUGGGAGGAUAGUGAUACUAAUGUGCGAUAUUUUGGACCUUAUUCGAGGGCGUUGAAGGCGUUGACGGAGACUGUUUGCGGGGAGUUUUUUUGA